AGGAAGUAAUGUAGGAGUAGUGUGAGUAAUACAUGCUAUGCUUAGUAGUAGUUUAAUCAUUGGUAGUUGGUAAUUGUUACAUUAGAAAGUCGUGCAUUAUGAGUUGAUAUGAGGGAGAGAAUCAAAUUUGCUUAAUAGUGCAUUUUUAUUUAAACAGGAUUGUGCUAUCAUUUUUGCAGUUAAAGUGUAGAUUCUGUACACAAUUACAAUGAGCUACCAAACAAUAAUGUUUUUAAUGCUGGUGAUAUUUGGAAGCUUGUGUGCUACAGCUUUUUCAACUUGUUCCAACCCAACAGUCACCCCAUCAAGAAUUACAUGGGCACUUGAUUAUACUGGGCUGUUGUACUCAGGAUAUUUCUGUGUGACUGUACAAGCAAAUGAUCUUACAUGGUCUUUCGAAGAUUCGUCAGUGGCAAAUAUUGCUGUGUUCACAUUCCCAUCAGGACUCGGCACAAACCCAUGCCAACCAUCAACCCCUGUACCAGGUUACAAUGCAACUUGCCAAUACAAUACCGCAGGGAUUCCUGCUGGUAUUUUAGGUUGCUAUACCACAACGUUCAGUGUUGGCAACAAAUUAACUUCUUCUUUCAAUCAAUCAACAUUGAAGCUAGCUCACGGUGUUUCAAGUUGCUUUGCUCAGAACAUUUCACUUCAAGCUUGUUCAUCUCCAACUCCCAACACUGUUCUAGUCAACCCAUCAAGUGGUGUCUACCACACUCAAGCUAACUUCCAGUGUUCCCAUGGUUCAACUUUAUUUAAUAUGGAUGGAACAACUGGAAACACUGCAACCAAAUGCCUUGCUACAGCAGAGUGGGAAAAUGAAAAGAUAGUUCAAUGUUGGUCAGCACCAACUGCUACAUUGAUUGGCAACAAUACCAUUUGUGCUGGAAACAUUGCUACAUUCCAAUGUACUGCAUCUGGGGGUGUCCCUUCUUUGGACAGAGUUGAAAUUUAUUUCAAUAAUCAAAAACAAAUGUUGGUUGGAAACACAUGGACAAGCAAUCCACUGAGUAGUUCAAACAAUGGAGAUAUAGUGCAAUGUAGAGCUAUAAAUAGCUACACUGCCAUGCAGGAAUAUACAAACUUGGGAAGAGACAGCAAGACAUUAAUUGUUCAUUGUAAGCACAAAAUAUUUCAGUGUCUGUAUUCUAUAUGCCUGUGAUUCUGUGAACAAAUGGUUUUACUAACACAACCAAUGGCAUUAGCUGUACUUUCACAUCACGCUAAACUCUUGGUAUUUUAGAACAGAAUCAGGGAGUCUUAUU
This is a messenger RNA of Ciona intestinalis (vase tunicate), 1265 nucleotides long. Lineage: Eukaryota; Metazoa; Chordata; Ascidiacea; Phlebobranchia; Cionidae. The record is from RefSeq and is a predicted model, not a curated record.